Alternaria incomplexa is the source of this 579-nucleotide messenger RNA. RefSeq lists its product as uncharacterized. The coding region runs from base 1 to 579 and encodes 192 amino acids. The record is from RefSeq and is a predicted model, not a curated record. The transcript is spliced from 2 exons. NCBI's taxonomy places the organism in Eukaryota, Fungi, Ascomycota, Dothideomycetes, Pleosporales, Pleosporaceae.
AUGACCGCUUGCUACAUAGAUUCGAGGGACUACCACCCGGGUGAGGAUCCAAAGAACUUCACCUUUUGUGAUGCUUCUAAGCGCAUGCUUGUCGCCAAGGACCCUGUCACAGGCAAAGAGGUCUGGAUGGGUGUACACAUCAACAAGACUCCCGGCAAAGACGACUUCGAAUUGGAGCCCUCCUUCUACAGCUCUCCGAGCAGCGGCGAGCAGUCUCACAUAGUCGAGCCCAAGGCUAUCAAGAUCACCGAGGAUAAGACCACAGAGGGAGAACAGCCCAACGGCUCGGAGGUCAAGACCACCGACCCAGAGGCUCUCUUCUUCGACGUUGAGAAGGAAGCCUCCCUGGACGACUUGAAGGCCAUCGCAGCCAUGAUAGCCAGGGUACUCAAGUUCACAGUAAUACCUCCGCCAAGUGUUAUCUCCGACAUGAGGGAGUGGACUGCAGUCACCGGCUUUUCCAUCUGGGCUGCGCCUCUCUGGGAGAUGUGGCUGAUUGAUCACAACCAAAAGAUCCCUGAGCCGGCUGUUCGGGAUCCCAGCACAGCAGAAAAAGAGGCCAAGCCAACCAAGAACUAG